Pecten maximus is the source of this 2670-nucleotide messenger RNA. Its product is annotated as E3 ubiquitin-protein ligase TRIM56-like. Lineage: Eukaryota; Metazoa; Mollusca; Bivalvia; Pectinida; Pectinidae. The record is from RefSeq and is a predicted model, not a curated record. The transcript has 2 exons. The coding region runs from base 104 to 1798 and encodes 564 amino acids.
CGACAAGGAAGUAAAGGAAUGACUCGUCGUCUGGAAACGAUCGAUGGUUUUAUCGUAGUUUAGAACAUUCUAGGAUCACUGCAUAUCCUUCGUGAACCUUACAAUGGCUGAAGGUGGACACCCUCCGGAACUGGACUUACACUUACUGGAAUGUCCUAUCUGUCUGGAGAGACUUCAGAAACCAAAGUCCUUACCCUGUCUCCACUGCUUCUGUCAGGAAUGUCUCGGGACCUACAUCACCAAGGAGUUGUCUGGGAAUAUGGCCUCGGAAACAUCCUUUCCUUGUCCUGUCUGUAGGAGGGUGACCCCGCCUGUCAAUCCUGUGGAAUCUAAGAACAAAUGGGCAGAACAUUUUCCUACUAACGCUGUGAUACAGGACCUCAUUCAGCUCAAGGAACGAUCGUCUGAACCACUGUACUGCAAACCCUGUCAGACAAAAGGUAUCAUGACGAAUCCCGCGAAAUUCAGGUGCAAGGACAUGGCAGUGAACUUAUGCGAUGAUUGUAAGGUGCAACACCACGAUAUUUUGCACAAUGAAUGUGGUAUCUUAGACAUCAGUGGAUAUGGUAGUAACCGGACAAAUCGUGAAAAGUCAGUCCCUCGAUGUGACCAGCAUGGUGAGACGAAGGUUUGGUAUUGUGAGGACCAUCAAAUCUUAGGAUGCAACAUAUGCAUUUUCAAAAAUCAUAGGCGUUGUGAAGAGGUAACAACAGCUAUAGAGUAUUUUCAAAAAUUAAAAGAUGGGUCACAGCUGGCAGACAUGUAUGACAUGUUGAAGAAAAACACAGAAGUUAUUGAGUUAAUAGUGAAGGAUUUUGACGAAAAGCUUCAAAAUCUUGUACAGAACCAGGAAGUCGCGCUACAAAGUAUCACUGAUCUGCGUCAAGAGGUCGAUAAACGGCUAGACAAGCUACAGAAGGACGUCACAGACAAGUUGAUGGCGUCGUUCAAAGAAGAGAAGAGAAACAUGGAGGCGUCCUUACGACAGUGUGAACGUCUGAUGAAUAGUAUGCUGAAUACUAUGAAGUCGUCCGUUAUCGCCGUAGAGGGAAACGACCACAUCGAGACGAUAGUGUUGUACCAGAGAGGACAGGCAGAAGUGGAGUCGUGUAAGGCCCUGAUCACAGAGAUGAGAAAGUCGUACACGUCCGUCAGCAUUAAACAUCAUAGUGUUAGUGGACUCGGUAACAUUGAUGACGACGUAAUGGGAAAGAUCAUAAUCGAGAAACAACCUCGACGUUUCCCUGGCAAUCAUUGUGAUCUAGUACCACACUUCUUAGAAAGCAAGGUGAAGGAAAUAGGAAAGUUCAACAUGAAUAUUCCGUCAGAUAAAACUAAUUGCCGUGCCCUUGGUGUUUUGUACCUCCCAUGUAAUCAAAUAGUGGUAAGUGAUGACAACAACAAGAAUCUAAAGCUGUUUACAGACAAAGGACAGUUAUUGGACGAGUUAACAAUUCAAGGAAGUCCCAAUGAUCUGUGUCUGGUAGACUACAACACUGUGGCGGUCGCAGUCGAUAGUCCUGGUGGUGUACAUGUCGUGAAAGUCGAGGCAUCAAGACUCUCCCUGUCGUCUGAGACCAGGAUGCCAAACGGUGAGGACUGCUACGGUAUAACACAUACAGACGGGAGGUUUAUCGUGGGUACAGACGGAGGAGGAGUAUACAGUGUAACCAAGGACGGCGUGACUGACUUGUUACAUCAGUAUAACAGCACCUGUUACUCACUCACACAUGACCUAGUAAAGGGAGACACACUCGUCAGCGGGAGACGUCGCGGUGUCCAGACUGUCGGCUUAUAAACGUCACUCGGACGUGUUGAAGGUCGGCGUCGUAAACUGUCCAGUGGGAAUAGACGUAUUCGGGGAGGGAAACAUCUACGUGUGUGGUUAUAGUACACACAACGUCGUACAUAUGUCUGGGGACGGGACACACGUCAGGGAACUGCUGACGUCUUCGGAUGGGAUGAACAGACCAUGGGCAAUAUCUGUAAAUGGUGACAAUUUUGUGGUCACUAAUUUUGAUGACAACCAUAUCCGGAUCUUUGAGCUUUACUAACGUGUUGAACUGACACAUUCAAGAGCAGAGUACUUGAGAUAUAUGUUUACCAUAACAAUCGAAGUGCAUUGUGACAUGUUAUGACUUAAAACAGUAAUAACAGCAUUUCAUUUCCAACUUCAACUGAUACACUAUCGCCGAAAUCGUCGGUUUCCAUUUAAAGAUUAAUUAAUUAUUGAUGUUAUCAAACGAAAUGUAAUUCUAUUACUGUGAUAAUCAUUUAAUCGUAAUCACAAACAAUUUCCAUUUAAUGUCAUACUUCUUAUCAAUAGUUCGAAGUAUAUGUGUAUCAGUUAUGGUCUGAUUUUGUGUUAAUCAACUUGUAGAUGGGAUAUUAUUAACAGCAUCCCUAUGUCUCAGUAAGGUGUGAAUUGGAUACAAUAUAAGGAGCUGGGCUGUCUCUCAAUUUUUUUAUUGUCAUAUGCAGAGCCACACAUCAAGAGAUCAAACAACCAUGUUUAUAUGUGCUAUUUGCUUCGGAUUGACAGAUUGUAUUCGAUAAUUACUACCAGCUUAUAUCCAACGUUACUAUAGUUUUCUCAUUAUUUUGAUUUCUAACUACAGCGUGAUCAGUGUCAUCAGUGAUGAAAACCAUAAUUAAAUAAUUUCUACUUUA